Molecule: messenger RNA, 3775 nt
Organism: Globicephala melas (long-finned pilot whale)
Lineage: Eukaryota; Metazoa; Chordata; Mammalia; Artiodactyla; Delphinidae
Gene: ITGAE
Product: integrin subunit alpha E
Biological process (GO): cell-matrix adhesion; cell-cell adhesion; cell adhesion mediated by integrin
Cellular component (GO): external side of plasma membrane; integrin complex
Molecular function (GO): integrin binding
Source: RefSeq, a predicted model, not a curated record
AUGUGCUCCGUGGCAGGCCUGGCUCCCCUGGCCACCUUCAAUGUGGACAUGGUCCAGACCUGGGUGACUCCCAAGGGAGUCCCCUAUGUGCUCAGCUCACUUCUGCAUGAGGACUCCAGCACCAACCAGACCUGGCUCCUGGUAACCAGCCCCGGGACCAGCAGGACGGCAGGGCCCCUGUAUCAGUGUUCCCUCAUUCAGGAUGAGCUCCAUUGCCAGCCAGUAGCAUUCCUCCCUCCUUACCUGGGCCUCACUGUUUCAGAGAAUGUCCCCAUCCCAAAGGGGAGGUACCGUGGAGUGACAGUUGUCCGGAACCACCAUGGUGUUUUGGUCUGCAUUCAAGUGACGACCCGGUGGCCCCAGAGCCUCAGCUCAGAGCUCACAGGCAACUGCAUCCUGCUGGCCCCUGACCUCCGUCCCCGUGCCCAGGUCUACUUCUCCGACCUUGAAAAAUUACUGGACCCUGAUGCCCCUGUGGAUGCUGGAGACUGCUCCAGGAACAGAAAAGGCAGCACGGAGAACACAGCCAGGCUGCGCCGGGAAUUGAAGGUGGAGGAGAAGGAGACAGAGGACGAGGACGAGGAGGCAGCUGGCACCGAGAUCGCCAUCAUCCUGGAUGGCUCAGGAAGCAUCGAUCCCCCAGACUUCCAGAGAGCUAAAGACUUCAUCUCCAACAUGAUGAAGAACAUCUAUGAGAAGUGCUUUGAGUGCAACUUUGCCCUGGUGCAGUAUGGGGAAGUCAUCCAGACAGAGCUUGACCUUCAGGACAGCCAAGACGUUACAGCGUCCCUCGCCAGAGUCCAGAACAUCACUCAAGUGGGGAGUGUCACCAAGACUGCCUCUGCCAUGCAGCAUGUCCUAGACAACAUCUUCACACCAAGCCAUGGCUCCAGAGAAAAGGCAUCCAAGGUCAUGGUGGUGCUCACUGAUGGGGACAUAUUCGGGGACCCCCUCAACCUCACAACUGUCAUCGACUCCACAAAGAUGCAAGGUGUUGAGCGCUUUGCCAUUGGGGUGGGAGAUGCAUUUAAUAAAACUAGGGCGUACAACGAGCUGAAGCUGAUCGCCUCGGACCCCGAUGAGGACCACGCCUUCAAGGUGACCAACUACGCAGCGCUGGAUGGGCUGCUGAGCAAACUGCAGCAGAGCAUCAUUAGCGUGGAAGGCACGGUCGGAGAUGCCCUCCACUACCAGCUGGCACAGGUCGGGUUCAGCGCCCAGAUCCUGGACGAGGGGCAGGUGCUGCUCGGUGCUGUAGGGGCCUUCGACUGGUCGGGGGGCACGCUGUUCUACAACAUGAGCAGCCGCAAGGGCCGCUUCCUGAACCAGACAGCGGUGGAUGCCAAGGCUGUGCAGUACAGCUACCUGGGUUACUCGGUGGCGGUGCUGCACAAGGCCUGUGGCCUCUCCUAUGUGGCAGGGGCUCCACAGCACAAGCAGCAAGGGGCUGUGUUUGAGCUCCGGAAGGAGAGCAAAGAGACCAACUUUGUACCAGUGCUGGAGGGCGAGCAGAUGGGGUCCUAUUUUGGCUCUGAGCUGUGCCCUGUGGACGUCGACAUGGAUGGGACCACAGACUUGUUGCUGGUGGCCGCCCCGUUUUACCACGUGCAAGGCGAGGAGGGCAGAGUCUACAUGUACCGUGUGAACAAGCAGGAUGGUUCCUUCUCCUUGGUACGCACGCUGAGUGGCCACCCCAGGUUAACUUAUGCGCGAUUUGGCUUUGCCAUGGCGACAGUGGGGGAUAUCAGUCAGGAUGAGCUCACAGAUGUGGCCAUCGGGGCCCCCCUGGAAGACUUCGGGGCAGAUGAUGGUGUAGGCUUCGGCAGCGUGUACAUCUACAAUGGACGCUCUACCAACCAGCUGGUUGACCUCGCUACCAACCAGCCACAGAGGAUCAGAGCCUCAGUGGUGGCCCCAGGACUGCAGUACUUCGGCACGUCGGUGGCAGGUGGCUUAGAUUUCAGUGGCGACGGCCUUGCUGACAUCGCUGUGGGCGCUCUGGGCCGGGCGGCUGUGCUCCGCUCAAGACCUGUGGUUCGUCUGAAGCUGUCCAUGACCUUCACCCCCAAGGCACUGCCCAUUGGCUUCUACAGCAGCGUGAAUGUGAAUUUGUGUUUUGAAAUCAGCUAUGUGUCCCCAGCUGCUGAGUCAGGCCUCAAAGAGACCUCUCUGAACUUCACUUUGGACGUGGAUGUGGUGAAGCAGAGGAAAAGGCUGCAGUGUUCAGAUGAGAGGCUGUGUCAGAGCUCCCUUAGGGAGUGGGGCACGGGCCCCCGUCUCUGUGAGCCCUUCCUGCUGGUUCCCACAGAGGGAGAGCUCUGUCAGGAGGACUGCUUCUCCAACAUCAGUGUCAAGGUCAGCUACCAACUCCAGACCCCCGAGGGCCGGAGGGACCAUCCCCAGCCUAUCCUGGACUUCUAUGCUGAGCCCUCUGCCAUCUUCCAGCUGCCCUACGAGAAGGCCUGCAAGAAUAAGCUGUUCUGUGUCGCUGAGCUGCAGUUGGCUACCACCCUCUCUCAGCAGGAAUUGGUGGUGGGUCUCACAAAGGAGCUGAGCAUGAACAUUAGCCUAACUAACUCUGGGGAAGAUUCCUACAUGACAAGCAUGGCUUUGAAUUACCCCAGAAACUUGCAGUUUAAGAGGAUACAAAAGCCUCCUUCUCCAGACAUUCAGUGCGAUGACUCUAAGCCAACUGCUUCUGUCCUGGUCAUGAACUGCAGGAUCGGUCACCCCGUACUCAAGAGGUCAUCUGCAAACUUUUCAUUAGUUUGGCAGCUGGAGGAGAGUGCCUUUCCAAACAGGACAGCCGACAUCGCUGUGACAGUCACCAAUUCCAAUGAAAGAAGGUCUUUGGUCAGUAAGACCCACAGCCUUCAUUUCAAACAUGCCUUCAUUGCAGUUCUUCCCAAACCAUCAGUGACGUACAUGAACACAAGCCAGGGGCUUUCGCACCACAAGGAGUUCCUCUUCAAUAUACAUGGGGAGAACCUCUUUGGAGCCGAGUUCCAGCUGCAAAUUUGUGUUCCAGUUAAAUUACAAGGUUUCCAGGUCAUAAGAGUGAAGAACCUGACCAAGACUCAGGCUCACACUGUGUGCAGCCAGAGUCCGGAGCGCGUUUGUGGGAGCGACCUGGUUCAGCAUGUGGAAGAAUGGCAUUCAGUGAGCUGUAACGUCACCUCGGAUAAAGAAAAUGUAACCGUGGCUGCAGAGGUCUCCUUGAGUCAAUCAGAACAGUUACGAAGAGAUGUGACUGAGCUGCACAUCCUUGGGGAAAUAUCUUUCAACAAAUCUCUAUAUGAGGGGCUCAAUGCAGAGAACCAUAGAACUAAGAUCACUGUCAUCUUCCUGAAAGAUGAGGAGGCGUAUUCUCUGUCUCUCAUUAUUAAAAGCAGUGUUGGUGGCCUUCUGGUUUUGAUCGUGAUUAUAGUCAUCCUAGUCAAGUGUGGCUUUUUUAAAAGAAAAUACCAACAACUGAACUUGGAGAGAAUAAGGAAGGACCAGCUGAAAUCAGAGAGUCUACUGGAAGAAGAAAAUUAGACCAGCUUCCUCAUCCAUUGGGAGAGAGUACCAGCCAGUCCUGGAGGCUUCUAGAGACUGGGUGUCCUGUGGGUUGCUUUUCCGUAGGAUGAUCGAGAGCAGAACCUAGCACACCGUUUUGUGAAUGUUGUUUUUUAACCAUACAUUGUCCCCAAAGUGUCUGUGCAUUGUGCAAAAAUGAAACUUGGGAGACAUUUGGUAUUAAAUAAAACUGUUUUCUUUACAGAAGUGCCUUUAA